UCAGACAUGACUGGUUUGGACGAGCAUCAGUCCAUGUUUUGUGAGAAAGCACUUGUUUAGAAAGACGCAUGGGAAUCGUUUUAUUUCGCAUAAGGGAAGCUGUAAUUUGGGGAUUUGUGAAAAUUUGGGGUUAGAAUGAACAAUUAUCCGGCAUACCUUUUCCAUCGAGACGGGACAGCAGCUGAAAAACCUGUUGGUGGCCCUCCAGAGACGCCCGAAGCAUUACAGGCCUCACAGAGCCCAACACCAAGCCAAGGUAAGCCGGAGGGAUCGCCUGAAGCUGUCGUUUCAUCAGCAGAUAGCCCACCGCCAUCCGUGGUGACCGUGCCCUCACCGAUCUCCACCACAUUACUGGAAAAGACAAAAGCGCAGAGUAUAUAUGGCGGCAACUUAGGAUUCCUAGGAGCCGGACACUCAGGGAUUCGACCACGAGUCCGGGUCGGACCCGUCAAAGGCAUUUUGCCGUCAUAUAGCCCCCAGCCUAAAGCAGCUAAUUAUAUAUAUGCCUACAGACCUUUAACUUAUAGUCCAGGUGCCGGGUCAAAUAUGAGCCUGACUCCAUCGCCCGGUGUCGAUUACUCACCAUAUGAAAGCCGGGAAGCGGCGCCGGGUUAUCAACAAUACGUGCAGUCCGUGCCAUAUUACCAGUAUGCGGCAGCCUACGCCCAGGCCCAGGCCCACGCGCAGGCCCAGGCCCAACAACAAGGAAUGCCUGGUUACCUUCCCUAUAGCCUGCCAGCGUCAGCUGCACUGGCAUAUCAAACAGCUGCGCUACAGCAGCAGCAACAACAACAACAACAGCAACAACUGCAACCAGCACCAUCAGCGUACCAACUGCCACCUGGGUAUCAGGCGCAGGCACAAGCACAUGCGGCCAGAAUGGCGUAUGCGCCUCAGCAGGUUGCAGGUUUAAGUCCGUACGCAAGUUCUCAAGGGAUUGGUGCAAGUUCACUUCCACAGUACAUGUAUGCCCCGAUGAUGGGUGCGGGUGCUAAUCCGGCAUUAUAUGGUAGUGUGGUCCCAGGCCAGGCAGCUGCUUCCAUCUACAAUCCCUAUCAACCAAUACAGCCUCAAGAGGAUUGAGGCAAGUUUCUGAUGAUGUUAGUAAAGAGCAAGAUAUGUCGGGAUGCCGCACAAUGCCCUAAAAACUCAACGUUGAAGACUUGUUAGACAAAUGAAGUGUUUUAAUGAUGUCUUUUUUAUGAAAUACCGAGAGCCAGAAGGGGCAGCGUGUUUUGGUGCGUGUGGUCGUGAUGAGUUUUCUUCACCAGAUUUACUUUUCGUUGGUGGUUUCGUCAAAAUAUUGGUUUCGCACUGAAAACGAGGUACAAAUGCUUUAUGAAAGCAACAUUCAUUCUGUCAUUGAUUUACUCGAUGUCUAGCUAACUGAAAGAGCUGCUGUAGAACGCCAUCUAAUCAAUCAGUGGAGAAGUUGAUUGACUCAUUGUCAUCAGUAUAUUAAUAAAAAAGCUGUUUACGUCGCGUACAAAACAAAAAACGGCACCUCCUGAUCCAAGUUGGGCGAAUAGGGUCGACUUUUACUCGGAUUCUUGGUUUCUGUCUGGAUCUCAUAUGAUGCGUGAUCAUUUCUGUGCUGUUAUUUGCUUUUGCCUCGAAUAUAAACAGUGCUAUUAUAUAUUGAGUCUUUUCGUCAAAGGAGUUUAAAAUAUUGAGUUUAGAGAGCUGUGCGUCAACUAGGAAAUAAUGUUUAGCUCUAUAACCAGUUAUUGGGCAAUUGUAAUGUAAGUAGGAGGAAACCUACGCUGUCGAAGAUAGUUGCCCUCUCUAUCACAUGAGUAUAGCACGGCCGACUGGGAAUCGAACCCGGGACAUCAGAGGUGACAGGCACAGAUAAUUCCACUGUGCCACUCCGACAGUAUCAAAGUAGGGCCAGUACCAGAGUAGAACACCUUUCUUCUUCACAACAUUGGUUUUCAUGAUACUAUUGUGCUCAUCUGCUAAUAGAAGACCAUCACAACUUUUAGGUGACUGACAAAAGAAAAAGAUUGCUAGAGAUGAUGUUCUAAACUCUGUUUUGUCAUGAUCAAAGUACAUUGUACAAUGAAAUAUAUACACUAUUGAGUCGGAUAUAUGCAAGUCUCACUAUAAGUAGUACCUAAAAAUGAGAAUGUUUGAGAAAUGAAUUCCCCCGGGUGCUGACUUGAAAAUGAAACUGAAAUGCUUGUGUCCUGUCAAAACAUCCCCAGACAAAAGCCUCCCAGGGUUCACAGCAAGAGUGAAAGUGGCACAAUGGUUGCCUUUGCUCGCAUAUACCUGCAACUUUGUAGGCUGAUUUUAAUACUACAUGUACAUUUAAGGUAAGAUGGUACAAUUACCGCCUUGGUGUCCAUUGAUGUGUGCUACCAGCUCAUUUCCACACUGUAGGGGCUAUACGUUGUUCUGGAGCUAUAAUUGUAACACUUUACCUUACAUUUCUCAGCUUUAAGAACUUGAGAAAAGAAGACGUUACUUCAAAAACUUGUUGACAAAGUGUAAAAGUCAAAAUAGGUUAAUGCUAUCAAAAAAUAACAUUAAUUGUUAUGGUGGACUGAAUUUGAAAGAGACUUGGCUCUCCUAACGGGUGUUUUGAAAUGAGGAACAGUGUCGCAUGUAACUGAUAAACUUGGAAGAGCAUACAUGUAUUUCGGUACAUCUUGACCCUCAAUGUAUAGACAUUGCUAAGUUUUAUAGACACCGGGCGUCUAAUACCUUGACGAAAAUGCAUGCAAUCUCUCUCAAGCUGAAGUUGAUCGGCUAUUACUCACUCAUAAAUGGCAUCGCUGUACACACAAUGGUAACAAGUUAGCGUGAGGCCACUGACCAUCGCCAUUGCUCGAUGAGCCGUCUGAUAUCUCGGCAAGUGUAGCAUUUUUGUGUCUCAUUCAAAAACCACCAUACGCUUUGCGUUGAAACUUACGCAGUGUCUAGAGAAGAUUGAAAGGGCAAGCCCUGUGAAGUUAUUUUAAAAUCCAGCUCAUAAACAGUGCAGUGGCCAUGGAGAGUGAAGUCUGUGUGAUCGAAAAACGGGUUCACCAUAUGCUGCUUAAUUUACCGCAUAGAGAUAGUGUACAUUGCAUACGGCAGAGUCAACUCAAAUUUGGGUCAGGUGCACCGUAAAUUGAGGCGCGCGAUAUACAGAAAAAUGACACGUAUUUCUUCAGUGGUAUGGGCGGACGUAACUGGGGCAAUACCGCUGGAAGCUCAGUAUGAUUUCGAUAGGUCCUUCAAUCAUGUAGCUUCAGCUCUUACAUGUAAUACAUUAACAUGUACAUGCAAGCUGAUUCUGGCAUUGUAUUGUGUCUUCUCUGUUUUCUGUUGAUAAAACUUUGUGUUAGGUGUAUAAACAUGAUAAUGGGAAACUUGUUGCCGAGAUAUCAUCAGGAAUGCCGCAUUGUUCAGAUGUUGCCGACAUGCGAUACGAUAACGCUCUAUUUCAACAUGUUCAUCUUUGCACUUAGUCAAGGCCUUAAAAAAUUUCUAUCUACUUUUCAAAUGAAAAAAAUUAUUUCGAUUUUUUUGCAAAUCAAAUUUUUAAAUUCAAAAGGCCGUUGAAAAUUUGACUGUUCACAGUAGCCAUUUCUGAAACUAUCUCUUGAUCAAAAAGCUCUUCACAGAACUAGCUGGUUUUGUAGUUGAUUGAAGGUUGUAGCGAUCUGACUGAUUUUUCUCGCUGGCACCUGUGUUGACCUCCGCACACAAGUGAUUUUUGUCGCAUGCAAUCAUUAUCGCAGGUCGCUGCAACAAAAAUCUCUUUUUGUGGCUCGCUUAAGUCUCCGUUCUUCUCCUUUAAGUUAUUGAAAAUUUUGUAAUUGACAUGGUUGUGAGUAAUUCAUUUGAUGAUGGGUUUUGAGCCGAUUAUGUUCUGAAUCUGAAUUAGACGGCGGCAUUCUAACCAGCUUGUGAUGCAUGUUUGCUGAUGUGCGCGUGUUCUCUGCAUAGCGUGUGAAUGGUGUUUCUCGCAAGCGUUGGAACUACAUGUACAGUAGAACCUCUCUAUUAAGGUCACCCUCGGGACUGACAAGUGCUGUCCUUAAUAGAGAGGUGUCCUGAUCAGAGAGGUCAAUUUGAAUUGAAACACCCAAUUUGGGACCAAAACUAGUGUCCUUAAUAGAGAGGUGUCCGCUAAGGGAGGUUCUACUGUACACUGAUAAUUCGAGUACUAUAGACUGUAUGAUGUAAAUCUUUACUUUUCUCAACACAUAGAGUUUAUUUAUAUGUGUCUGACUCAAAUGCACUUGAAAUCGAUUUACUCUAGACUUAUUUUGAUAGGAAACUUGACUCCAAUGGGGAGGGGUGGUGCGGUGGGCGACCUAACUCAGUUUCAGACUCAUUUCUUGAAAUAAAUUGAACUAUCCAACUUUUGCAUUGAUGAAGGAUAAUGUCUUGGGAUAACCUGUCAUACAUGAUUGUUUGAAUCCGUUGGCGAAAGCCCUUGUUUGGAGUGGGUGUUGAGGGUAGUUAAGGCACGCUGUGUGGUCAUUACCAGGAUGCUUAUACCUCUUGCUAAAAUAAAUGUACUGGUCAGCAGAGCAUAGGCUUUGACUUGUCUAAGAAAUAUUCAAAUGUAGCAGAUAUCUAUUAAUCCAGUUACAUGCAUUGUGUACUUAAAAUACCUUCACUGUUGGCAAAAUAUUUGAAUGCAUUUUCCGCUGUAUCCUAGGGCCACACUCAUUAAAGGGACACUGUAGAUAUUUUAAAAGGAACAUUUGGGCAUGAGAAAUGUUGGUUUUACAUACAAAAACGGCAUCCACCAGGACCGUGACAUUUCUGAACAGAAUGAUUAAAAAACCAUUGAUUUGCAAUGAAAACAAUGUAUUAGAACUGUGUGUAUCCGUAGGUGUGUCUGGGUUUCACAAGCUAUGUCCAUAAUUGCCGCAUUACCCUUGCGAAAAUCAGUUUUCGAGACCUAUCAAUUAGACGCGAGUAGGUUUUUAACUAUCAAGUGUAUAUAAAGAAAUUUUUUGAUGAAAAAAAAUUUGAAUUUUGCUAUAUUGGCGUGUUUUGAGAUAUUUCUGCCAGUUGGCUGAAAAGAGUGGAAAUAUCAACGUCUGUCCAAUUUGUCGAUUAUCUGGUCAACUACCUAAUCUGAUUAUCUGGUCUACUACCAGUUUACUUUUCACCAUUUACUUGCCCGACUGUCCGGAAUAUCAUAUGAAAAUUUCAGAUUCACAACCCCACGUAGUAUUUGAUACGUCGCGGUCAAACAUUGACAAUUUAACUGCUAAACGGCUUAAAAAAUCAAUGAUGGUCUUGUCUCAGUCCCCCUUUAUUAAAGAAACCAUUUGCAAUUCCACCAUCUUUCAGUAACUUCAGUAACCCAGUUGCUCAAUCAGGGUAAGAGACAUACUACAGUGCUGGCUCAACAGAGGUAGUCUCCUUCAGUAAAUUUACUUGGCGUAUUAUCAACCUCUUGAAUCCCGGUGACCGACCAGUCAGUCAUUUUGAAAUAACGUUUUUUCCCCAAUGACCGACAGGUCGGUCUCAGUGAUAUUUUUGUUCACUUCAGCUGGGACGCUAGUUUAUUGCUUGUUUUAGCAUGUUUGAUGUACAGUCGGGUCAGUUGGAGCAUGCCUGGGUAGAUGGUGCCUCGGUACCGGACUUCGGGUUAUAUGCGGGCGCUAUACAUCAUGAAAGCCGGACCCAAUUUCGCAACCGCGUGACCACCCUGGGAUCCCGGAUUUUCAAGUUUUGGGAUUCAAGAGGUUUAGUAGCCCAGUGUUCUCCACUGCCUUUGAGUUAAGGGGGGGGGGGUAAUCUAAUGUUUUUUUCUGUUUUCGUCAUGUUUUAACACGCACCAGGGAAGUUAUUGUUAACUUCUUGUUAAUAGCUCCUACAUGUAUUUUGAAGAUUUCAAAGACUUCAGAAGUAUUUUAAAGGCGUUUGGGGUCAUGAUAUAGCAUUUUAAGGUGGAUAAAACAAUAAGGAGGUCAUUUAGAUAUUAUUUUAAGGGACGCUCAUUUUCAGGGGGGGGGGCAGAAAUCGGACCCCUGGGAAUCAGGGGCCCCUAUUUUUAAGGUUGUGCAGAACACUGGUAGCACUAUGACUUAACGCCAAUUACGUGUAUUACUGCCAAUGCCAAAUGAGUAACUAGGCCCUGUUUCCUUCAUGUACAUGUAUUUCAAGGAGCCUAGAUUCUUUAUAUGUUUUCUGUAAAUCUGUUUUCUAGUGAUCACGUAGUAAGUCAGACUGGCAAAGGUGCUGGUGCCGGUUACGACUUUUCUGAGAAGGAUGAUCUCGUCAUCUUGAUGGGGCGGGUUCGUCGUCCCAUUUGUUUCCCUUGGUUGGCAACACCAGGGUUGGCGAAAUCUUGAUUGUUGAUGUUGAUGUACUGAAUGUUUUGUACUGUUUUAUUUCAAAGAUGCAAACUCUACAAAUGAGAGUGGUUCACAAGACACUUUUUCCUGUUGUUUUUAAAUGGUUAUUCAACAUAGGUUUCUUGGUCGUUAUUUGAUAAUUCAUAAAGGGCCAUCCUAAAAUAUCUUGAUGCUUGUACCGCUAUAUUCAAUCAUGUAGUCUUGACCAAAAUAUUUGGGAGUUUUAUCGCAAAUCAGGUCAUAUCCGUUUUUGCUAUUUUGAAAAAAGGCCUUUAACUGAAAAUACAUUCUAACAUUCUGAUUAUAAGAGUUUUACAGAAUUCAUGGAAAUAUUGGGGUCAUGAUUAUUAGAUGACUGUAUAGGUCUACAUGUAAACCACAAACCACUAGUUGAAGACAGUCCAAGUGAUUACAGCGGUUUCUUCCUCAGCUUCUGAGUUUUCAUAUCCCAUCAGGAUGUUUAAUUUGCUCCUGUAAAUUAUGGUGUUUGAUUUAUAUUGCAAACAGAAUAAAAGGAUAGUACCAAAAAAAAAUGUUAUCAAAUCAUAAAACUUCAAUGGAGGUCAAAAUGGGUGUAAUGUCUGUGAGCAACAAGUUGUUUUGUGAUGGCCCCCAAGUUGUGCAAAAGCUGUGAUUCAGUGGUUGGACAGUUUGUUAUUGUGUGAAAGGAUGGCGAUGAAAAAAACUCGCAUUCAAACUCAGUUGGUGACCAAUCGGUUGCGUCACACCGGUUUUUAUCAUGAUGGGGCUCCGUCACUGUCGAAAAGAUCCCUGGUUAAUUUUACUGGUAGAAUUUCUUUCUCAGUGGAACGCUUCUGGAGAUAUUGCCAUGAAAUGUUCAGGUGGAGAAAUGAUGAAUAAACUGUAUGAUUGCGGCAAAAAAUCAUUAGGUUUCCUCAAAUUAGUUUUUAGAAAUACGUUGUGUACAUUUAAUCAUUGUAGCUCACUGGUGACACACCUAGGGACGGAAAAAAACCGAGGUUGUUGACGUAACCGACGGUUACUGCCUGAUUCAGUCUGCAAUGUGACUGAUGGGCAAUCAUCUCCACGGUGGCUAAAGGUAUCGGUUCACCUGAGAAAAAUACAUGCUCAACUGGAGAGGAAAUGACAACACAAAAGAAACGGACAAAAGAUUAGUUCAUUUCGAGGGUCGAAAGACUCGCAUUUAUUAUCUUUAUCCGAUGGUACCCCUCCAACACUGUAAUGGGAGGGCCUUGUUUCUAUUGUGUUGCAAUGGUAAACCAAUACCUUAACCCACUGAUUUUGAUCUCUCCACGGGCAGAGAAAUCAAACAUGAUGACGACUGUAGGAUAGAUUCCCAUAACAUAACUUCUUCCUCUUUUCCACUUGAUAUUACUUAAUGACAUCUUUUAGGACCAGAUGCUAAUUUUAGAUUUAUUGUAUUAUAAAAUACUUUCUAUUUAUAAAUAAAGGAAGGUAUAUAUAUACUUAA
Molecule: messenger RNA, 7767 nt
Organism: Lineus longissimus
Lineage: Eukaryota; Metazoa; Nemertea; Pilidiophora; Heteronemertea; Lineidae
Exons: 6
Coding region: 136-1083 (315 amino acids)
Source: RefSeq, a predicted model, not a curated record